CCCCAUGGCUGGGCCAGGCGGAGCGGAACCGGCGAGGUGAAGCCCGGGGGCCCCGCAGCCGGAGCGCGUGGCGGGGGCGCCGGCUCCAUGGGCAGCGGCGCACAGCGGCGCGAGGAUGAUGAUGAUGGACGUUAACAGCAGCGGCCGCCCGGACCUCUACGGCCACCUGCGUUCUUUCAUCCUGCCGGAGGUGGGGCGCGGGUUCCCGGACCUGAGCCCCGACGACGACGGGGGCGCAGACCCAGUGGCGAGCUCCUGGACGCCGCACCUGCUGAGCGGCUUCCCCGAGGCGACCGCCAGCCCCGCGCCCACCUGGGACGCGCCGCCGGACAAUGUCUCGGGGUGCGGGGAGCAGAUCAACUACGGCCGAGCCGAGAAAGUUGUGAUCGGCUCCAUCCUGACGCUCAUCACGCUGCUGACGAUCGCGGGCAACUGCUUGGUGGUGAUCUCCGUGUGCUUCGUCAAGAAGCUCCGCCAGCCCUCCAACUACCUGAUCGUGUCCCUGGCGCUGGCCGACCUCUCCGUGGCCGUGGCGGUCAUGCCCUUCGUCAGCGUCACCGACCUCAUCGGGGGCAAGUGGAUCUUCGGACACUUCUUCUGCAAUGUCUUCAUCGCCAUGGACGUCAUGUGCUGCACGGCCUCGAUCAUGACCCUGUGCGUGAUCAGCAUAGACAGGUACCUGGGGAUCACGAGGCCGCUCACCUACCCGGUGAGGCAGAACGGGAGAUGCAUGGCAAAGAUGAUCCUGUCGGUCUGGCUGCUGUCCGCCUCCAUCACCCUGCCGCCGCUCUUCGGGUGGGCCCAGAACGUGAAUGACGACAAGGUGUGCCUGAUCAGCCAGGACUUCGGCUACACCAUCUACUCCACCGCCGUGGCGUUCUACAUCCCCAUGUCGGUCAUGCUGUUCAUGUACUACCAGAUCUACAAGGCGGCGCGCCGGAGCGCCGCCAAGCACAAGUUCCCCGGCUUCCCCCGGGUGCAGCCCGAGAGCAUCGUCUCGCUGAACGGCAUGGGGCGGCUCCAGAAGGAGGUGGAGGAGUGCGCCAACCUCUCGAGACUCCUCAAACACGAGAGGAAAAACAUCUCCAUCUUUAAGCGGGAACAGAAAGCAGCCACCACCCUGGGCAUCAUCGUCGGGGCCUUCACCGUGUGCUGGCUGCCCUUCUUCCUCCUCUCCACUGCCAGGCCCUUCAUCUGCGGCACCUCCUGCAGCUGCAUCCCGCUGUGGGUGGAAAGGACAUGCCUGUGGCUGGGCUACGCAAACUCGCUCAUUAACCCUUUUAUAUAUGCCUUCUUCAACCGGGACCUGCGGACCACCUACCGCAGCCUGCUCCAGUGCCAGUACCGGAACAUCAACCGGAAGCUCUCGGCGGCGGGCAUGCACGAGGCCCUGAAGCUCGCCGAGAGGCCCGAGAGGCCCGAGUUUGUGCUACAAAACUCUGACUACUGUAGAAAAAAAGGUCAUGAUUCAUAAUCCAAACUGGAAUAAUGGAGAUGAAAUACACAAGGCAAAACAGGUGGAAGCAGAAUGAAAUGAUUUGCCAAGACUGCAC
This is a messenger RNA of Dipodomys ordii (Ord's kangaroo rat), 1553 nucleotides long. RefSeq names its product 5-hydroxytryptamine (serotonin) receptor 7, adenylate cyclase-coupled (gene Htr7). Gene Ontology annotation, cellular component: membrane; dendrite. The transcript has 3 exons. Gene Ontology annotation, molecular function: G protein-coupled serotonin receptor activity; neurotransmitter receptor activity. Gene Ontology annotation, biological process: circadian rhythm; smooth muscle contraction; G protein-coupled receptor signaling pathway, coupled to cyclic nucleotide second messenger. Bases 116 to 1474 code for a protein of 452 amino acids. Lineage: Eukaryota; Metazoa; Chordata; Mammalia; Rodentia; Heteromyidae. The record is from RefSeq and is a predicted model, not a curated record.